CGGUGGGUGCCACACCGGCUGGAGCGGAAAUCGAGCGAGUACUGUGUGCCCGGCAGCAGCGCCUCGAAGAGGGGAGCAGACCGAUAACACGCCAGGAGAGAAAGGGACCGAUAGAGAGCCAGGAUUUUCCAAGGGCGACAUGAGAGGCUUGAUUAUUUUACUCGUCGUGGCAGCGAGCUGCAGGGCCGGCUACUUGAACCCUUCAGGUUACGCCGAGCCCCAAAUUCACCCGCAACCUGCUCCGCAGAGGUAUGCACCCCCUGCACCGGUUGGCCAAGACGGAAACGUGAUCGACACACCGGAAGUGGCUCAAGCAAAAGCUGCCCACUUCGCUGAAUUCGCUAGGGCAGCAGCCAGAGCAGCUGAAGAAGCUAAGAACCAACCCCAAACAGCGGAAUACAGCCCCCAAAUACCAUCGCAGGCUUACAAUUACCCCUCCGCUCAGCCAACAGCACCAACUUACGUCAGACAACCAAGCUACCAGUCUCCAGCACCAGUUUAUCAAUCUGGUCCAGUUCCAGCUGCAGCGUACAAUCAGCCGAAUCCCGUGGCCUAUCAGCCUCAGUACAGCAACAAUGCUAAUUACGCUGCACCGGCGAACUACGCUGCCACCGUGAAGCCCACCCCGUUCGUUCCCGCGCCACUCGCUGAUGAUGGCACGGUAAUCGACACGCCGGAAGUAGCUGCUCUUAAGGCCGCCAGGCUGGCGGAGUUGGCCGAGGCCGAAGCCAGGGCGUACAAGUACGCCCAGGAAUAUAAACCGGAAGCUCAAGGCCAAGCUUACGCUGGACCUCCGGGUGGACAAGUUCCUUACAACGUUGGACAAUACAAUGCUCCAGCAGCCACAGUGUUUCCUAAUCCAGGACCAUCGUAUCCUGCGCCUCAAUCCGCCUACGCGAAACCAUCGUUCCAACCGCAAAGCUAUCAAUCCCAACAAUUAGUUGGCGCCUACUGA
Nomia melanderi (Alkali bee) is the source of this 955-nucleotide messenger RNA. RefSeq lists its product as uncharacterized. NCBI's taxonomy places the organism in Eukaryota, Metazoa, Arthropoda, Insecta, Hymenoptera, Halictidae. The record is from RefSeq and is a predicted model, not a curated record.